UAAAAGUUCAUUAUUUAUAAUUCAUGUAGUAAAUAUUGUUAUCUUAUCAACUAUCAACAUAGGUCAUAGAUUAUUCACCGUUUUUCAUUUUCUAAUUUUAUCGUAAUUUGUCGGCAUAAACGAUGUUCGGUAGAGACCAACGGAGAAAUGAUAAGAACGCAGAUUAUCAGUCAGGCAUGGAGAGGCUAUCUGGUGCGGCCGGUCAUUUUGCUGGAGCGGUGUUGAACGAACUUGGACGUCGUAGCCAACCACCUCAUGUGCCACAACAGUCACGUAAAUCAAAAGCAUGCUCAGGUGAACAGGCGGCAGGCAACAGCCGCAAAGACCAUCGUGUAAGUGCAUGUAACAAAAGAGGACGUCGGUCGCAUGCCUAUGUUAUGCCAUAUAUACAUAAAACUGGUCAUCUCAAGCCAAAUAAUAUAAUCUUCAUCUGCGGAGUACCACGACCAAAGGCGACAAGGUUCACAGUUUACCUGCAGAAUGGCGACAAGUUUCAACCUUCAUUAAUCACGUUUUGUUUUGAUGUACGAUUUUCUUACGGCUACGAUAGAAACUGCAUUGUACGAAACCAUAAAGAUGGUGGGUGGGGUAUGGAAGAGAGGCAGAUUGGGUAUUUCCCAUUUAAAACUGGUGAACAUUUCGAGAUGAUCAUUUUGGUUGAACAGGGCUGUUUCAAGGUGGCCGUAAACGACAAGCAUAUGCUACAGUUCAAUCACAGGAUCCGGCAACUCGACCGUGUCGAUACCCUUCGCAUUGAUGGUGACGUCACACUUACCCAGGUUAGGAUCCAGACUUGAAGUGAAGAUAAAAACGCAUCAUGCAUCUCAAUAAAUGUUAUUAAAUUAUUAUUUUUGCAUGUUGAAAUGAUUUGAAGAAAAAAUCGUGACUGAUAAAUUGCGAAACGGUUGUGAUAACGAGAAUUAGUAUCAUUAUUUUCAGUAUACAAGACUACAAUUUCAACACUACAAUUUUGAUCACAACUAUCCUCAAGACUACCAUUUUGAUAACAACUAUUCUUAAGACUACCAUUUUGAUCACAACUCUUUUUAAGUCUACAAUUUUAAUCAAAAUUAUUGUAAAAACUACCAUUCUGAUAAAUACUCUUCUGAACACAACCAUUUGGUUUGUUUUCAAAAUUAACGGCAUGAUGAAAUAAUAUCUUUAGUUAAAAGAUAAUAAACGUUCGUUCUGUU
Ruditapes philippinarum (Manila clam) is the source of this 1193-nucleotide messenger RNA. Its product is annotated as galectin-3-like. The record is from RefSeq and is a predicted model, not a curated record. Gene Ontology annotation, molecular function: carbohydrate binding. NCBI's taxonomy places the organism in Eukaryota, Metazoa, Mollusca, Bivalvia, Venerida, Veneridae. The transcript is spliced from 6 exons. The coding region runs from base 123 to 797 and encodes 224 amino acids.